UGGGUGUUCUGCUCGCCUCCGCGUUGAACGCGACCCCGAUGCACGCGGCGGCCCAGCGAGACGACGCCUUGACGAGCACGGCGACCCCGCCGCACGUCGCCGCCGUGCGAGGCCAGGCAGCAGCAGCGCGCCCGCUGCUACAGCAUCACGCCUUGGCGGCGCGAGCAGACGCCCAGGGCAACCUGACAUGUGCCAACUGCGGGCUCAACCAGAAGACGUCGACCACCUCCUGCUGUCACGUGCCCGGCAGCUGGCUAAACAGAUGCGCAACGACCGGAAAUACGAACGCGAGUCAUCCCUACACGUGGAAACAGGGCGUCAAAGCCUGCCAGGGGCGGGCCAAGCCACUCGUCGGUGCCAUGCCCCGCCUCGGAUUUAGAAACUACGUCUUCGUGCCCGACGCGGCCGCGAUCCCGUCGUUCGCUUCAUCGCAACGAUGCAGGCCGGGCGCCUGCCGGAGCGUGGUCCACCUCGCGCUCACGACACCGCCCACACGGCUAGAAUCAACAGGCGAGGCGGUGCUCCGCAGCUGGGCGUGCCUGAUGCGCGAUACGCAGCUGACAAUCCACGUUGCGUACACGCCGCCGCAAGGGGAAACACCCGGCUGGCUGCCCGCAAAUUUUAGUCGCGACUUGAGCAGGGUGCAGAGCGAGCUCAAUACGCGUUUUGUUAUCCAGCCCUUUGAUAUCGUCUCCCAGCUGCGCAACGUCAUCGGAGAAUAUGAGACGGCAAACACGUCGACGCAAGAGGCGCUUGCGUUUCUCACGCGCCUCCCUGAUUUUGCCAGAGAUCGAUCACUCGAUGAGGCGUUUGCUACUGGUGAUAGUGGAGCUCACGUCGAAAACGAGAGGAUGCGAUACAAAUUGUGGCCCAUUCAUUCCAGCGAUCUAAUCCGCUAUGUCCUGCUAUAUCGCUUCGGAGGCUUCUAUACCGACUGGGAUAUCGUGUUGGGCCUGACGAGGGCAAUAUCCAUGCUAAACUUGCACAUCAUCGGAUAAAUGGCGCAAUCAUGGGCACCCCCCCUAGACAUCCUUGGAUCAGGGCCUGUAUCCAAGAGUUCAUACGCAUAUACCCAGUAGUAGGCUCGACACCUGGUCCAAAAUUUGGUCUAUACGGUCCUAUGCUCAUCACGCGCGUCACUCAUCGUGGGGAAUGGGACACCCAGGGGCUGACAAUACUACCCGCGCACGUGUUUCAACCGCUGGCUGCAGGGCGAAGGACGCGGGCUUGUAUGGACGAAGGCUCUUUCCCACACCUUAGACCUGCGCUUCGGCGCUCGUACGCGGUGCAUCUGAACAACAAUGCUGGGAACAAGGGGCGCAGCCCAAGCAACGGGUCGCUUUGUGCCUGGUUAUUUGGACGGACAGUGUCAUCGAAGUCGUGCUCUAAUAAAUUUAAAGGAGCGCGGGAUGCUUUGGCUACUCAAGCAAAUUGAUGAUCAGGUCUGUCAGUCACAUACAUACAUGUUACAUCGCGCGCCCGUAAUUCUUUUUUCGACGGCUCUCGUUUUU
Messenger RNA from Emiliania huxleyi CCMP1516, 1511 nucleotides. RefSeq lists its product as hypothetical. Lineage: Eukaryota; Haptophyta; Isochrysidales; Noelaerhabdaceae. Bases 39 to 998 code for a protein of 319 amino acids. The record is from RefSeq and is a predicted model, not a curated record. The transcript has 3 exons.